Molecule: messenger RNA, 5149 nt
Organism: Anopheles stephensi (Asian malaria mosquito)
Lineage: Eukaryota; Metazoa; Arthropoda; Insecta; Diptera; Culicidae
Gene: Fur1
Product: furin-like protease 1
Exons: 12
Coding region: 1446-4868 (1140 amino acids)
Biological process (GO): peptide hormone processing
Cellular component (GO): trans-Golgi network; Golgi membrane
Molecular function (GO): serine-type endopeptidase activity
Source: RefSeq, a predicted model, not a curated record
CACUCACGCACACUUUGUACCAGCGCUUGCAAGAGUACGGACGUGUGUCGCUGCUCGCGCUCGCUACUCGUCGGUCCGAUCUUGGGAAAAGGAUUCUCUGUUCCGCCGUUUUCCAACCAGUUCGGUUUCGCGCGUUGAACGUCGAGUUUCCCUGAAAGUGUUGACGGAACUUUCUUAAAUUAAAUUAGCAACAACAGCAAAGUGAAUGUGAGUGUGUGUGUGCAGUGAGUGCGUACGUGCGUGCGUGUGUGUGUGCAACUACCCUCCCUUUUCGGAUGAAAGGAAGUCCUCGGAAAAGAAAUCGUAAAUAGCAUCAACAUCGAUAAAAAACAAGCUGCUUCAAAGCUGCCCACCAUCGCAGACAUCCGGACAACCCAUCCUUAAUAAGACACGAAGCCGCCCUUGCUUGCUUCCGACGCAUCGAUCGGGCGAAUCCGUUGGUCCGUACACAAUCUGGGCAACGGACGAUGCCCGGGAACGUUUAAUUGAUUGAUUAAAAACGGAUAAGGAUCGGUCGGAAAAUAAGGAAAUCGCCAUUCAACGGGAGCAUUAAAACGGAACCGGCGAUUGUGUGUGUGUGUGCUUGUGCUGGGCGUAACUGGUUUAUAGUCGUCGUGCGGUCCAGCUACGGAAGGCAAACGAAGGAACGCCCGCCUUAUCAGCGCCCGAGCUGCUCGGGGAAAGAAAUAUUAAAAGUGGCUGUGAGCGGACAUCCUUGUUGGCAACACCCGGCACUAGCCUCAAAUUUGUGUGAUUUUUUAUCGAGUCCGAGCGUUCGGGGUCGCAGUUUGGCUGGAGAGGCAGUGAAGCGAGAUCGACACGAUAAAUCAGCCCAGCGCAGGUACACUUGAGAAUCGCCUUCAGUCAAAGCGGUAGAAGAAGGUCAUCGAGAACCGAGAGCCACGGUGGGAUGAAAUUAAUAAUAAUUAUGUUUUAAUUAAAUCAUCUUGAUUAUCCCUACGAACUAGGGGAGUGGGGAGCGCACCGUGGCUCAAACCUGGUGUAAGGCUGCGUGGUACAGAUUUCUUGGAAUGGAACGGACCCGGCGUUGAGCCGAGCGUUCGGAAGGGCCUUCGACCACAUUCCCUCAUCCGUGUUAGCCUUAUUGGAUGACUAGUUAUCCCAGUUCCUGGAAGGAAUCUUUACCGACAGGACAACCAUCGUACGGCGGAGCACUAUGAUCUAAGCCGGAGUCUCUCGUAACAGCGGUCCGUUGUCGGGAGCUUGUGUAGUGUCGGAAAGCUGUACUCAGCUGCUAUCACGCGAACGAUUACUCUGCUCUGAUCUAAAUAAUUCUCUGUCGGGUCUUGAUGCCGGUGCGAGAACUCGUCGUCGUCGUCGUCGUCUGUUCGUGGCUUGUAACGCUGGCGAGUUGUGGCUUGCUGGAGGACGGUGUAAUUGGUUUCGAUAUAUUAACCUAGACGAGCAAGAAUUUUUGCCUCAAAAUGACUAUAGAGACUGCGCUGCAAAGCGGACGGAAAUCGGUUAGGAAGGGAGGCGAACGAGCACGGAAACAACACAAUGCACCCUGGUCUCGGGCAGCUAGAGUCGAGCUCCAGGCUCGAGCAGAAUUUCUGAGCUACCGAUCAAACGAUCAAAUCGCGGCCGAUCGCAACAGUGAAAGUGAAAGUUUGCACCAGCACGAGUGCCAAUGGCUUCCGACAGAACCCGAUCUAGACUCCUCCGCCUGUGGCAGUGAUAGUGACAGGAGUAGUUGUCCGAGCGUCGGGUUACACUCGCGGCGCCACCGAUGGCAUGUACAGUCGCGGCACCAGCAGCAGCAGCAGCAUCACCUUCAUCCUCGAGCCUCUCCGUGGAGUCGCAUCAUCCAGUUUCAAUUAGUGCUAGUGUUAUCGUUAGUUUUAGUAUUCAGCGGUAUCAAUUCCGCGGUUAACUGUGAUGAAAAUGUAACGAUCGGUGGUGGAAGUGGUAGUGCCGUCGUUGGUGGAAGCGGGGAUGUUAACCAGGGGAUUCGGUUAGGCGUGUCGGCCAUCUUCGGCAACAGCAGCAGCAACAGUGACGAACAGGGGGGCGGUGUGUUACGCGUAAACGAAAUCGACGAGAUUCUAGACGGUGCACGUCACUUCACACAUCACUGGGCCGUGCACAUACCGGACGGAGAUCAGCAAGGUCUGGCCGACCGGGUCGCUGCCGAGCACGGUUUCAUCAAUCGUGGCAAGAUUUUUCACGAACACUACCACUUCGAGCACAGUCGACUGCACAAACGCUCGCUCAAUCCCUCCAAACCUCACCAGCAACGGCUGGAAUCGGACCGGCGAGUUCGGUGGGCGAAACAGCAGCGGGCGAAAUCGCGCCAGAAGCGUGACUUCCGGCCGCUCACGAAAGCGUACCAACUGCCCAUCCAGCUGAACGAUCCAAAAUGGCCCGAAAUGUGGUACUUGAAUCGUGGCAACGGGCUGGACAUGAAUGUGAUCCCGGCGUGGAAGGAAGGCGUCACGGGGAAAGGUGUCGUGGUAACGAUUCUAGACGAUGGGCUGGAAUCGGAUCAUCCCGAUCUGGAGCAUAACUAUGAUCCAUACGCGUCGUACGAUGUCAAUAGCUCGGACAACGAUCCGAUGCCCCAUUACGAUCUGACCGACUCGAACCGGCACGGUACGCGGUGCGCCGGGGAGGUGGCGGCCACCGCCAACAAUUCCAAAUGUGCCGUCGGAAUUGCGUACGGUGCGAAGGUCGGCGGUGUGCGCAUGCUGGACGGUGACGUGACCGACAUUGUGGAGGCCCGCUCGCUCGGCCACAACUCGCAGCACAUCGACAUCUACAGCGCGUCCUGGGGCCCGGACGAUGACGGGAAAACGGUGGACGGGCCGGGCGAGCUGGCGACGCGCGCCUUCAUCGAGGGUGUGCGGAAUGGGCGCGGCGGCAAGGGUUCCAUAUUUAUCUGGGCCUCCGGGAAUGGUGGUCGCGAGCAUGACAACUGCAACUGUGAUGGCUACACCAACUCCAUCUGGACGCUCUCGAUAUCGUCCACCUCGCAGGAGGGUCAGGUGCCUUGGUUCUCGGAAAUGUGUAGCUCCACGCUCGCAACGACGUACAGCAGUGGCAACACGAACGAAAAGCAGGUGAUCACAACGGAUCUUCAUCAUACGUGUACGUCGUCGCAUACGGGCACCUCGGCAUCGGCACCGCUGGCGGCCGGCAUUGCGGCGCUCGUGCUGGAAGCCAACCGUAAUCUAACCUGGCGUGAUCUACAACAUAUCGUCGUCAGAACGGCGAAACCGGCCAACCUAAUCGAUCCGAACUGGUCCGUAAACGGUGUCGGUCGGCGGGUGUCCCAUUCGUUCGGUUACGGCCUAAUGGAUGCAGCGGCCAUGGUCCGUUUGGCACGCACCUGGAAAACCGUCCCGGAGCAGCAGGUCUGCGAAAUCAACGCUCGCCAUCUGGACAAACAAAUACCUCCCCGAACCAAAGUCACCAUGCAGCUGAUUGUGGAGCACUGCAUGGGCGUGAACUAUCUCGAGCACGUACAGGCCAAAAUCACCCUCACCUCGCAACGGCGUGGCGAUAUCAAAAUCUUCCUAACCUCGCCAUCCGGUACGCGAGUCACGCUGCUAACGCCAAGAUCCCACGAUUUGUCCCGGUCCGGGUUCAAUCAGUGGCCGUUCAUGUCGGUGCACACGUGGGGCGAAGCACCGCACGGCACCUGGCAGCUGGAGAUCCACAACGAAGGCCGUCUGUUAGCUCAAAUCACGCAGUGGGAUCUUAUUUUCUACGGCACGGAAACGCCUGCCCAACCGAACGAUCCGGUUCGAUUCGGCAAGCCCGGCUACGACAGCAACUUUGGCGGUGAAAUGGAACACAACGCGCUGGAAUUUGACAGUGGCGUGACGAGCGACCAGUGGCGAGAUAUGCAGCAAAUCGGCGAGGGACACAGCGAGGUGCAGCGAACCUCAUCGAACGACGUGACGGCGGUCUCCUGCGCACGGUUCGAUGCCGCCAGCUGCAUAGAAUGCAAACCGACCGCCUACCACUACAAAGGCCGCUGCUAUAUUCAAUGUCCACCGGGAACGUAUCCCUCGGCACCGCUCGCCUCGGAAGCGAACAGCACCGCCGGCCCAGCCCACCGACAAGCGGACAUCGACGAAAUGGCAACCAACUUCGGUCAGCGACCACUGCCACCAUCAUCUCUUCGACGACGCCGUGAGCAACAUGUGGUCCGUGAUGAUGAAGCCGAUGGGUUGAUGAGCAACGGUCCAACGAGCCGCCAACCGAACGCCACCAGCAGCAGCGCACAGCCUCCCCAAUGUCUCCAGUGCCAUACGACCUGCCUGAAGUGCGUCGGCCCGAAAGCGACCGAUUGCACCGAAUGUCAGGCCGCCUUCCGCUUCCAACCGAUUGCAUCCGGUGGCGAAAGUCGCAUUUGCGUGUCAAUCAACGACAAGCAGCGUCCACAGCAGCAGUUCACCUCCACGAACAACAAUGGGUCGGGUCGGUUGAAAACUGUCGAGUCCUCCACGGACCCAAGCAUCGCAUCGGGCCAGGAUACGACGACCGUCCCCCCACACAGCUACCUUCCGUCCGUGCUCUUUCUGGCCGGCGUUCUUGUGGUCGCAGUCGUCGCCAUUUACGUACUAUGGCUGCACUGCUUCCAGGGAACGCCCGGCGGUAUCAUCGGUGAUCUCACCGGUGUCACUGGUGGUGGGGGGGAUGGUGGAGACGGCGGCGGUGGUGGAGCAGGGGGUGGUAGUGCCGGGUUAGCCAGCAUUCGGUACGAUCGGGUGCGCACCAACGAGCAGGACGACCCGUACGAGGACGAUGAAAGUGCGUCCAGUGGCGACGAGGACGAGGACGACGGCGGUGAUCUGUUGUCCGUAUCGGCCACAAAAAUUAUGGCACCAAUCGAGCGGUAAAACGUAGUCGCGGAACACAAUCAGCAAGGUAGGAGCGCGCCUCAUGGGAGUAUGGGGGAAGUAAUAGUGGUGUGCCAGCACACACACACGCACACACAAUAGUCAUGGGUAGUUGCAAAUGUUUAGCCGAACAAACUACGGCGGGGAACAAAUAGAGGAAGAGCUCAGUGAUGUGUGUAUGUAAAUUGAUGCAGCUCAGGAAAUGGAGAGCUUCGAUUUCCACUUUUUUAAUGUUUAACGUGGCAUGUAAGCAAUAAAGGGAGAGCAAGCAAUCGUUUAAA